GGGGUCCUUGCUGAAAUCUUGGAACCAAUCAUGGGAAAAGGGCUGAUACCUGCUGACCUUGAUACUUGGAAACAGAGGAGAAGAGUUAUUGCUCCUGGAUUCCACUCAUCAUACCUGGAAGCUAUGGCUAGAUUGUUCACUGACUGUGCUGAUAGAACUGUGUUGAAAUUUGAUAAGCUUCUUGAACAAGAAGAGUCACGAGGAGGGAAAGCAAUUGAGUUGGAUCUCGAGGCAGAAUUCUCAAAUUUAGCACUAGAUAUUAUAGGGCUUGGUGUUUUCAAUUAUGACUUUGGUUCCAUCACUAAAGAGUCUCCAGUUAUUCAGGCAGUAUAUGGUACUCUUUUCGAAGCUGAGCAUCGUUCUACUUUCUACAUCCCCUAUUGGAAAAUUCCUCUGGCAAGAUGGCUAGUUCCUCGGCAGCGAAAGUUCCAGAAUGAUCUGAAGGUCAUCAAUGACUGCCUUGAUGGACUUAUACAAAAUGCAAAAGAGACCAGGGAGGAAGCAGAUGUCGAGAAACUACAGCAAAGGGAUUACUUAAAUCUUAAGGAUGCAAGUCUUUUGCGGUUUUUAGUUGAUAUGAGGGGUGUGGAUGUUGAUGAUCGUCAGCUAAGAGAUGACUUGAUGACGAUGCUGAUUGCUGGACAUGAAACAACUGCUGCUGUUCUUACGUGGGCUGUUUUCCUUCUAGCACAACAUCCAGUCAAAAUGAAGAAAGCGCAGUCAGAGAUUGAUGCGGUGCUUGGUCAAGGAAGGACAACCUUUGAGUCUCUUAAAAAAUUAGAAUAUUUGCGGCUUAUUGUUGUGGAAUCUCUGCGCUUGUAUCCACAACCUCCGCUACUUAUUAGACGCUCCCUUAAAUCAGAUAAACUACCCGGGGGCUAUAAUGGUGACAAGGAUGGAUACGAAAUUCCAGCUGGCACUGAUGUUUUCCUAUCUGUAUAUAAUCUUCAUAGAUCACCAUAUUUUUGGGACAAACCUGAUGAAUUUGAACCUGAGAGGUUCCUAGUACCAAAGGAAAGUUCCAUUGAAGGGUGGGCAGGUUUUGAUCCAUCUAGAAGUCCUGGAGCAUUAUACCCAAAUGAGAUUAUAUCAGACUUUGCUUUCUUGCCUUUUGGUGGGGGACCAAGAAAAUGUGUUGGUGACCAGUUUGCACUUAUGGAAUCAACAAUAGCAUUGGCUAUGUUGCUGCAGAAGUUUGAUAUAGAGCUGAGAGGAUCUCCUGAGUCUGUAGAACUAGUUACCGGAGCAACUAUUCAUACGAAGACUGGCUUGUGGUGCAAAUUAAAGAAGAGGUCAAUUGUUUGAAUUAAGGAUAAUAAUAUCCUAUCACAGUCAACAAUUCUGGCAACUGCAUUAUUCUUAGCAAAUUAUGACCAAUCAUAAUGACAAAGUUGAGGCGUAUAUUCCAUGAGGACGAGAGUCCAUAAAAGCAUUCAGAAAGGAUUUUAUUUUCUUGUAUUAUGAUUGUAGGAGAGAACAGCUUGCAUCAAAUUGGAUGCCACUUUUACCCAUAUGCUUAAGUUAGCUCUUUUUCAUAUUAUAACAUUAAUAGAAAAUAUCAGCAUCCCUCAAGUUAAUGUAUGUUUUGGGUAAGGACUGUAUUCUUCCAUGUGUUUCAUUCCCUUGUUACAAAAAGAGUGAGGUUCGGAAACGAGUCAAAACAUUUAUAUUCAA
Messenger RNA from Nicotiana attenuata, 1674 nucleotides. Its product is annotated as cytochrome P450 97B2, chloroplastic. Gene Ontology annotation, cellular component: chloroplast. The record is from RefSeq and is a predicted model, not a curated record. Lineage: Eukaryota; Viridiplantae; Streptophyta; Magnoliopsida; Solanales; Solanaceae. Gene Ontology annotation, molecular function: monooxygenase activity; iron ion binding; heme binding.